CGCCUUUUUUCGGCCAGCGCCCCGUCCCCCUUGGGGAAACCACUUGCUGCCAGCCCAACGUCCGGUCCGUCUCUUUUGCGUGUCUUAAGUCCACGGCUCACCUGAAGAUGACGCAAGCCCCCAACGUCCCCGUCAAGCUCCAGGAGCUGCUCCAGCUCCAAAACAUCGUCAAUGCCAACAGCAUUGGUUUCGGCAACCUGACCUUCGAGUCGGACAAGUACAUCCUUGUCCGCGAGCAGAAUGGUGAUGCCGUCAACCUUGCGAUUGUCGACAUGGCCAACCCCACCCAGCCCAGCCGUCGCCCCAUGCGCGCCGACUCCACCAUCAUGAACCCCGCCGGUUCGAUCAUCGCCGUCCGUGACAGCGACCAGAUCCAGCUGCUGAACAUCGAGAAGCGUGCUCGCCUCAAGAACAGCACCCUCGCCGGAAUUGUCUUCUGGAAGUGGGUUGACGCUUCGACCAUCGGUAUCGUCACCCAGGAUGCCGUGUACCACUGGUCGGUCGAGGGCACCUCGGCCCCGGUCAAGAUGUUCGACCGCCUGCCAGCCAUGGCCAGCGCCCAGAUCAUCAACUACCGCGCCAGCCCCGACAACAAGUGGCUGUUCGUCAUUGGCAUCACCCUUGAUAACACCCGCAUCAACGGUGCCAUCCAGCUGUACAAUGUCGACCGGUCGAUCUCCCAGCCGAUCGAGGGCCACGUCGGUACCUUCGCCACCUUCAAGAUGGACAACAACCCCCACCCGACCAAGGUCUUUGCCUUCGCCACUCGCAGCGCCUCCAGCUCCAUGCUCUGCAUCCUGGAGAUCGACCCGUCCGAGGGCAACGCCGCCUACCAGAAGAAGCAGAUCCCGCUGAACUUCUCCCCGGAGAUCCCCUCCGACUUCCCGAUGGCCCUGCAUGCCUCGAGCCGCUACAACAUGCUCUUCAUGCUGACCAAGUAUGGCUUCCUGCAUGUGUUCGACAUUGAGACCGGCACCCAGAUCUUCCUGAACCGCAUCUCCUCCGAGACCGUGUUCAUCGCCACGGAUCAGCCCUCCACCGGUGGUCUUGUGGCCAUCAACAAGAAGGGCCAGGUCCUGUCGGUCAGCAUCGACGAGCAGCAGAUCGUCCCCUACAUCAUCAACACCCUCAAGCGCAAUGACCUGGCCAUUCGCGUUGCCUCUCGCUGCAACCUCUCCGGUGCCGACAGCUUCUUCAGCACCCAGUUCGAGAACCUCUUCCAGCGCGGUAGCUACCUGGAUGCGGCUCGCAUUGCCGCCUCCUCGCCCAAGGGCUUCCUCCGCACUCCGCAGACCAUCGAGCGCUUCAAGCAGCUGCCCACCCCCCCGGGCCAGCCGUCCAUCCUCCUGCAGUACUUCGGCAUCCUGCUGGAGCGCGGCCAGCUGAACCGCUUCGAGUCCAUGGAGCUCGCCCGGCCGGUGCUGCUCCAGGGCAAGAAGGAGCUCCUGGAGAAGUGGCUCAAGGAGGACAAGCUCGAGUGCACCGAGGAGCUGGGUGAUGUCGUGCGUCAGCAUGACCUGAACCUGGCCCUGUCGGUGUACCUGCGGGCCAAUGCCUCCAACAAGGUCAUCGCCUGCUUCAUGGAGCAGGGCCAGUUUGCCAAGCUCCUGCUUUACGCCAAGAAGGUCAACUACCAGCCGGACUACCAGUUCCUCCUGUCGACCAUCCUGCGCUCCAACCCGGAGAAGGGUGCCGAGUUUGCCGGGCUCCUGGCCAAGGAUGAGGCCGGCCCGCUGCUGGACCACGAGGCCGUGGUCGAUGCCUUUGCCUCGUAUCACCUGGUGCAGCAGGCCACCUCCUACCUGCUGGAGGUGCUGAAGGACAACCUCGAGUCUCAGGGGCACCUGCAGACUCGCCUGCUGGAGAUGAACCUCCUGGGCGGGCACCCGCAGGUGGCCGACGCCAUCAUCGGCAACUGCAUGUUCACGCACUACGACCGGGCGGCCGUGGCCCAGCUGUGCGAGAAGGCCCAGCUGUACCAGCGCGCCCUGGAGCACUACACCGACAUCUACGACAUCAAGCGCACCAUCGUCCACACGACCCUGCUCCAGCCGGAGUGGCUGCUCAACUACUUUGGCACCCUGUCGGUGGAGCAGUCCCUGGACUGCCUGCGUGAGAUGCUCAAGGUCAACAUGCGCCAGAACCUGCAGACGGUCAUCCAGAUCGCCAUCAAGUACUCCGAGCAGCUGACCGCCAAGAGCCUGAUCGAGAUGUUCGAGUCCUUCAAGUGCUCCGAGGGGCUGUACUACUACCUCGGGUCGAUUGUCAACUUCUCCCAGGAGCCGGAGGUCCACCUGAAGUACAUCCAGGCCGCCACCAAGACCGGGCAGCUGAAGGAGGUGGAGCGCGUUGUGCGCGAGUCCAACUGCUACGACCCGGAGGCCGUCAAGAACUUCCUCAAGGAGGCCAAGCUGAGCGACCUGCGCCCGCUGAUCAUCGUGUGCGACCGCUUCGACUUCGUCCAGGACCUGGUGCUGUAUCUGUUCAAGAACAACAUCCAGCACAUCAAUGUCUAUGUGCAGAAGGUCAACCCCAGCCGGACCCCGGCCGUGGUGGGUGCCCUGCUGGACCUCGACUGCGAGGAGGCCUUCGUGCGCAACAUCAUCAAGACCGUCACCGGGACCUACUCCUUCGAGCAGCUGGUCGAGGAGCUGGAGAAGCGCAACCGCCUCAAGCUGCUGAAUGCCUUCCUCGAGCAGAAGGUCAGCGAGGGUUCCACCGACCCGGCCGUGCACAAUGCCCUGGCCAAGAUCUAUGUCGACAGCAACACCAACCCGGAGGCCUUCCUGCGCGAGAACAAGUACUACGACAGCCUGGUGGUUGGUAAGUACUGCGAGAAGCGCGACCCGUACAUGGCCGUGCUGGCUUACGAUCGUGGCCAUUGCGACUAUGAGCUGAUCGAUGUGUGCAAUGAGAACAGCCUCUUCAAGCAGCAGGCCCGGUACCUGGUCCGCCGCCAGGACCCGGCCCUGUGGGAGCAUGUGCUCAAGCCGGAUAACACCUUCCGCCGGCAGCUCAUCGACCAGGUCGUGCAGACGGCCCUCAUCGAGUCUCAGAACCCGGAUGAGGUGUCGCUGGCGGUCAAGUGCUUCAUGGCCGCGGAUCUGCCCAACGAGCUGAUCGAGCUGCUGGAGAAGAUUGUCCUGGAGAACUCCAUCUUCUCGGAGAACCGCAACCUGCAGAACCUGCUCAUCAUGACCUCCAUCCGGGCGGAUCACUCCCGUGUCAUGGAGUACAUCCAGAAGCUGACCAACUACGAUGCCCCGGACAUUGCCAACAUCGCCAUCCAGAAUGGCCUGUACGAGGAGGCCUUUGUGGUCUUCAAGAAGCAUGAUGUCCAUGCCAUGGCCGUCGAUGUGCUGCUGGAUUACAUCAAGUCCAUUGAGCGUGCUUGCGAGUUUGCCGAGCUCGUCGACGAGCCGGAGGUCUGGUCCAAGCUCGGCCGGGCCCAGCUCCGCGCCGACCAGAUCAAGGAGGCCAUCGACUCGUACAUUCGCGCCAACGACCCGACCAACUACACCGAGGUCAUUUCCUGCGCCCAGCGUACCGGUCGCUAUGAGGACAUGAUCCGCUUCCUGCAGAUGGCCCGCGUGACCCUGCGCGAGGCGCACAUCGAGUCGGAGCUGGUCUUCGCCAUGGCCAAGACCGAUCGCCUGGCCGAUCUGGAGGAGUUCGUCAACAGCCCGAACAUUGCCCAGGUGCAGGUUGUCGGCGACCGGUGCUUCGAGGAGGGGCUCUACGAGGCGGCGCGCAUUCUCUUCAACAGCGUGUCCAACUAUGCUCGUCUGGCCCAGACCCUGGUGCACCUGAAGGAGUUCCAGGCCGCCGUGGAUGCCGCCCGCAAGGCCAGCUCCACUCGCGUGUGGAAGGACCUGCUGCAUGCGUGCGUUGCUUCGAAGGAGUUCCGCCUGGCGCAGAUUUGCGGUCUCAACCUGAUUGUCCAUGCCGAGGAGCUGGACAGCGUCAUCCGGCUGUAUGAGAACCUCGGCCACUUCGACGAGCUGAUGGGCCUGCUGGAGGCCGGUCUGACCAAUGAGCGUGCUCACAUGGGCAUGUUCACCGAGCUGGCCAUUCUCUAUGCCAAGUACCAGCCUGCCAAGGUGAUGGAGCACCUGAAGCAGUAUUGCGCUCGGGUCAACAUCCCGAAGGUCAUCCGCGCGUGCGAGACCGCUCACCUGUGGGCCGAGCUGGUCUUCCUGUACAUCCGCUACGAUGAGUUUGACAAUGCCGUGCAGACCAUGAUGAGCCACCCGGCCCAGGCCUUCUCCCAUGCCCAGAUGAAGGACAUCCUGCCGAAGGUGGCCACCAUCGAGCUCAACUACAAGGCCCUGGCCUUCUACAUUGAGUACCAGCCGCUGGCCAUCAAUGACCUGCUGAGCGUGGUCAGCUCGCGCAUUGACCACUCGCGUGUGAUUGCCCUCUUCCAGAAGAACGGCCUCAUUGCCCUGGUCAAGCCGUACCUGGUCACCACCCAGGCCCUGAACCUGAAGGUGGUCAAUGAGGCCCUCAACCAGAUCCUCAUCGAGGAGGAGGAUGUCGAGGCCCUGCGCAAGUCCAUCGACACCUACACCUCCUUCGACAACAUCCACCUGGCCCAGCAGCUGGAGAAGAUGGAGCUCCUGGAGUUCCGCCGUCUGGCCGCGCAUCUGUACAAGAUGAACAAGCGCUACCAGCAGUCUGUGGAGCUGUCCAAGCAGGACUCCCUGUACCGGGAUGCCAUUCUCACCGCGGCCGGGAGCCGCGAUUCGGCCGUCGUCGAGACCCUGCUGCACUUCUUCAUUGAGAAGGGCGACCGCGAGUGCUUCGCCGCCGUGCUCUUCUCCUGCUACGAUCUCCUGCGCCCGGAUGUGGUCCUGGAGCUGGCCUGGCGCAAUGGCUACAUGGACAUGGCCAUGCCGUUCAUGAUUCAGACCCUGCGUGAGUGCACCACCAAGAUCGACCAGCUGGAGACCGCCGAGCGUGAGCGCGCCGCCCGCGAGAAGGAGCAGCAGACCUCCGAGGCCCAGAUCUCGAUGGCCGCUCCGGGCCAUCCGCUGAUGCUCACUGGCCCUGGUGGCAUGAUGAUGCCUCCGGCCCUGCCUGCUCCCCCGGGCAUGAUGAUGGCCCCGCCUCAUGGCGGUGUUGGCCACCCUCAGAUGGGCGGCCACCCGACUGGGUUCUUCUGAAGGGGGCCGGAGCAUGCCGACUGUGCGCGCGCGUACGCGCGCGCAC
Molecule: messenger RNA, 5211 nt
Organism: Fonticula alba
Lineage: Eukaryota; Rotosphaerida; Fonticulaceae
Product: clathrin heavy chain
Exons: 6
Coding region: 108-5165 (1685 amino acids)
Biological process (GO): receptor-mediated endocytosis; intracellular protein transport
Cellular component (GO): clathrin complex; clathrin coat of coated pit; clathrin coat of trans-Golgi network vesicle
Molecular function (GO): clathrin light chain binding; structural molecule activity
Source: RefSeq, a predicted model, not a curated record